CCCGGCUGGGCAUCCUCGGUGACAGACGUGAGAAGAAAAAUGACUUAAUCACCAUCCAGCCCUCGUGGCCAAGGCAGGAGCAGGGGUGGGGCUGCCAGGAACAUGGCUGUGCCUGGGAGCUUACGGAGGCAGCCUGCCAACAGAGGCCUUGUGUCCCACUGCACCCACCACCAUAUUGUUGUGUUCCUGCUGACCUUCUUCAGUUAUUCCCUGCUCCAUGCCUCCAGAAAGACAUUCAGUAAUGUCAAAGUCAGCAUUUCCAGCCAAUGGACUCCCUCCUGCCUAAACAGCACGGCCCCUGAGCCAUAUGAGCUCUGGAACAGCAGCCAUUUAUUUCCAAAAGCAGAAGAAGCAACUCUCUUCCUGGGGACAUUGGACACCAUCUUUUUGUUUUCCUAUGCUGUGGGUCUCUUUGUCAGUGGCAUUGUUGGGGACCGCCUGAAUUUACGCUGGGUUUUGUCUUUUGGCAUGUGUUCCUCUGCUCUGGUGGUAUUCUCCUUUGGCACACUCACAGAGUGGUUGCAUUUCUAUAACAAGUGGUUCUACUGCUGUCUCUGGGUUGUAAAUGGCUUGCUGCAGUCCACUGGCUGGCCCUGUGUGGUUGCUGUCAUGGGAAAUUGGUUUGGAAAAGCUGGGAGAGGUUUUGUCUUUGGACUCUGGAGUGCCUGUGCAUCUGUGGGAAAUAUCCUUGGGGCAUUCCUUGCCUCCUGUGUUCUCAAAUAUGGCUAUGAGUAUGCUUUCUUGGUGACUGCCUCAGUACAGUUUGCUGGAGGAGUCAUUGUGUUCUUCGGGCUCCUGACGUCGCCGAAGGAAGUGGGCCUCCCUGAACUUGGAGCAGAUGAAGAUGAAGUCAGUGUGGAAGAAGAUGCCAACAGACCCCUAAUGGGCAGUGAUGACGUAGAUGAUGAUGACCAGAAUUACUCCAUUCAAGCGGCUGACAAUGACAAAGAGCCCAAGGCCGUUGGCUUUUUCCAGGCUUGUUGCCUUCCUGGUGUAGUACUGUACUCCUUGGCCUAUGCCUGCUUGAAACUGGUGAAUUACUCAUUCUUCUUCUGGCUGCCCUUCUACCUCAGCAACAACUUUGGAUGGAAAGAAGCAGAAGCUGACCAGCUCUCCAUCUGGUAUGAUGUGGGAGGAAUCAUAGGUGGGACUAUCCAGGGCUUGAUUUCUGAUGUGCUGCAGAAGAGAGCCCCUGUGCUAGCAGUGAGCCUGCUCUUUGCUGUGGGGUCUCUCUUUGGAUACAGCCGUUCCCCAAACAGCAAACCUAUCAAUGCUGUGAUUAUGGCAAUUACAGGAUUUUUCAUCGGAGGCCCUUCUAACAUGAUCAGUUCUGCAAUUUCUGCUGACCUGGGCCGUCAGGAUCUGGUGAAAGGCAGCAGCGAGGCUCUGGCGACAGUCACAGGAAUUGUGGAUGGAACAGGCAGUAUUGGUGCUGCUGUGGGCCAGUAUCUAGUGUCUUUGAUCCAGGAGAACCUGGGAUGGAUGUGGGUUUUCUAUUUCUUCAUUUUAAUGACGAGUUCAACAGUCCUGUUCAUUUCACCAUUGAUAGUGAGGGAGAUCAGGAUGCUGCUGCACGAGCGGCGCCUGCGAACGCUGGCAGAGUGACUCCUGCUCCCCUCUGCAGGGACUGCUGUAUGGAACUGACAGCUGGGACACUCAUCAGAACUCUGGCAGACUUACUUGUUACAUCCUCCAGGUCUGGACUGAUUCAAAACUACUCCACAAGACUUGAUUGACCCACCUU
Molecule: messenger RNA, 1744 nt
Organism: Cinclus cinclus
Lineage: Eukaryota; Metazoa; Chordata; Aves; Passeriformes; Cinclidae
Gene: SLC37A3
Product: solute carrier family 37 member 3
Exons: 15
Coding region: 103-1605 (500 amino acids)
Biological process (GO): transmembrane transport
Cellular component (GO): endoplasmic reticulum membrane
Molecular function (GO): transmembrane transporter activity
Source: RefSeq, a predicted model, not a curated record